Candidozyma haemuli is the source of this 375-nucleotide messenger RNA. It is a transcript of the gene SMD2, whose product is annotated as mRNA splicing protein. Gene Ontology annotation, cellular component: U1 snRNP; U5 snRNP; catalytic step 2 spliceosome. Gene Ontology annotation, molecular function: RNA binding. NCBI's taxonomy places the organism in Eukaryota, Fungi, Ascomycota, Pichiomycetes, Serinales, Metschnikowiaceae. The transcript has a single exon. The record is from RefSeq and is a predicted model, not a curated record. The coding region runs from base 1 to 375 and encodes 124 amino acids. Gene Ontology annotation, biological process: spliceosomal snRNP assembly; RNA splicing.
AUGAAUUUUUUGUUUAAGGAUAAUUUGCGUACUAACAUCAGUGAACUUAUAGAUCGUCCUCGUUCAGAGCUCACAGAGAGUGAACUUCAAGAACUAGAAGAGUUUGAGUUUAACCAUGGCCCACUAUCACUCAUUCAAAACUCUGUCAAGACAGGAAAUCCAGUGAUGAUUCAUUGCAGGAAUAACCAUAAACUUCUUGCCAAGGUGAAGGCAUUUGAUAGACACUGCAAUAUGGUUCUAGAAGAUGUGAAAGAACUUUGGACAGAGACAACGAGGAAUAGUAAAGGCAAAGUCAUCAAAACAACCUCAAAAGAGAGAUAUGUUGUCAAGCUCUUUCUCAGAGGAGACUCUGUUAUUAUAAUAUUGAGAGUCUAA